AUGAAGUUCUCAACCAUCGUCGUCGCAGCUGUUUCCUCAGCCAUUGCCGUCUCCGGCACCCCCAUCGAGAAGCGUCAAAUCGGCGGCGUUCUCCUCUGCACCGGCGCCAACGCAACCGGCACCUGCUCCUAUAACGUCUACGACCUCAAGACUUGCCACCAGCUGCCCGCGCCCUAUCACCACAACACCAGCACGUUUGCGCCCGACGGCGAAGAUUUCGAGUGCUUCCCCCGUAUCGGCGACUGCGGCUCCAUUUGCACCAGCCCGACGGGAUGUACUUUCGGCGCCGUCGACUUCAGCUACAAGAACAAGUUUAACCUGGGUGCUAUCAAGUGGAAUACCUUGAUUUCCAGCUUUGACUGCUCAUUGAAGACGCCUCCAAGCACUGAAUAA
Trichoderma gamsii is the source of this 393-nucleotide messenger RNA. RefSeq lists its product as hypothetical. Bases 1 to 393 code for a protein of 130 amino acids. The record is from RefSeq and is a predicted model, not a curated record. The transcript is spliced from 2 exons. Lineage: Eukaryota; Fungi; Ascomycota; Sordariomycetes; Hypocreales; Hypocreaceae.